AUGCCUCCUGAGGGAGUUGCCUCCGCUGUGAGGAUAAGAAAAGUCCACUCUUUCAUUGAUUCACAAUGCAACCCAGCCAGGUUCAAGCGGCCCUUUGCCGGCCAAGCGGAGGAGAGAUCAGCGAACAGAAACUGCAGUGGCGGGGGGUCUAUUGAGGCCCCAGCCAGCCAAGACACGCUUGAGAAGAGAAUCGAUGGAGCCAUCAACCAGCUCUCCAUUCUCAACAUCGUCUCCAUCUGUGCCGUCUGGCUUCGUGAGAGGAUCUGCCGCAACUCCUCUUCGGGCGCUUCGCUGCCCGACGUCAAAGAGUCGCCAGUAAGCAGCUGGCUGGCCCGCAGGGGGUCUAUUGAGGCCUCAGCCGGUUGGCCAGGAACCGAACCACAGAGACACGGACUACAAGAUCAUUGGAAGCAACAUUACUAUAACGCGGCGAAAAUGAAGCUGGAGUAUGAUGUGUGGAACAUUCCUACAUGGGAGCAGUACGGCAUGCUGGCGAGCCACUGUCGAAAGAAGGCGGGAUUGGGUGAUUUUCGCGCCUGGCUAGUCGGUUAUGAGGGCGAACAAACUGUCACAAGGCAUGUCAGGCCUCGAGCAAAGGAAGAAACCGGCCUGGGCGGUGUCAUGGGGUUGGUGCUUCUGCUGGUAUCUACGUUGAAUAUCCUGGUUUUCAAGUUCGCGGCGAACGCCUUGCCAUAUGAGGAGGAGAGGUUGAAAGCGACGUGGUGA
This is a messenger RNA of Trichoderma atroviride IMI 206040, 726 nucleotides long. NCBI's taxonomy places the organism in Eukaryota, Fungi, Ascomycota, Sordariomycetes, Hypocreales, Hypocreaceae. The record is from RefSeq and is a predicted model, not a curated record.